AUGUGGCCACCGUCUGGUCGAACAUUGACAAGGAGACUCAGAAACCAACCUGAAUGGCUGAGUUUGCCCAAAGCGUUCCGAUGGAAGGGAACGAACGUGGUUCGAAAGGCACGAGAUGAAGAGCUAUACGAACUAUUCAAUCAAGAUACUGUGGACAUGAUGAAUAUAUGCAUGUUUCAUGCGGCCAAGAAAGAGGUUGGAGAUUCGAGGACAGCAGAUGCAAUGAAGCGACUCCCACUGAUUAUUUGA
Messenger RNA from Akanthomyces muscarius, 249 nucleotides. RefSeq lists its product as uncharacterized. The transcript is spliced from 4 exons. The record is from RefSeq and is a predicted model, not a curated record. NCBI's taxonomy places the organism in Eukaryota, Fungi, Ascomycota, Sordariomycetes, Hypocreales, Cordycipitaceae. The coding region runs from base 1 to 249 and encodes 82 amino acids.